This is a messenger RNA of Alosa alosa (allis shad), 1651 nucleotides long. RefSeq names its product delta-type opioid receptor. Gene Ontology annotation, cellular component: membrane; neuron projection. Bases 268 to 1371 code for a protein of 367 amino acids. The record is from RefSeq and is a predicted model, not a curated record. NCBI's taxonomy places the organism in Eukaryota, Metazoa, Chordata, Actinopteri, Clupeiformes, Clupeidae. Gene Ontology annotation, biological process: sensory perception of pain; neuropeptide signaling pathway. Gene Ontology annotation, molecular function: nociceptin receptor activity; neuropeptide binding. The transcript is spliced from 3 exons.
UAUACGUACCCUGUUUCAGCACGCGAUUUGCCAUGAUAACAACUGGACAAAGUGACCAUAUGGAACCGGCCAUCGACAACGUUCCUCUUAGUUAGUUUAUCUUUAAGAGUCUGCAAGUUAGGGGGUGGACAUUACCACAGUUUUGCGUUUCCAUUUGGAUGAACUAUGUUUUCUUUGACAGAGAAUGAGAAUGUACUUUGACUUAACGGUUAGGUUGUUGGCCACACAUUCGGCUUCUUAGUAGCCUGUCUGUUUUACAUAUACACAAUGGAGUUCAUCGAAGAAAGCAUAAGUUUAUACAACGAAUCAUUCGAUCAAACCAACUCAACUGACCUCGACGAUGGGGAUGAAGUUCUUCCUACCGGCGUGAAGAUCACCAUAGCAGUGGUGUACAUGAUAGUAUGUGUAGUUGGUCUCAUCGGCAAUAGUUUGGUGAUGUACGUGAUAAUCAGGUACACCAAAAUGAACAGCGCCACAUACAUCUACAUCUUCAACCUGGCCUUGGCAGACUUCCUGGUGCUGGCAACUCUUCCAUUCCAGGGCACCGAUGUCCUACUGGACUUUUGGCCCUUCGGCCUGAGUCUCUGUAAGAUAGUGGUCAGCAUUGACUAUUACAACAUGUUCACCAGCGUCUUCACACUGACUGUGAUGAGCAUGGACCGAUACAUCGCCGUGUGCCACCCUGUACGUUCACUCGCGGUGCGCACCACCUCAAAGGCCAAAGUGGUCAACGUAGGGGUGUGGGCACUCGCCUCUGCCAUAGGAGUGCCAGUUAUGGUGAUGGGGCAGCUGGAAGUGGAACCCAAUGGUAGUAUUGAGUGCAUGGUGGUUCUGCCCAGACCUCACCGGUACUGGGAGCCUGUCUUCGGCAUGUGUGUGUUCCUCUUCUCGUUCAUCGUGCCCGUGGCCAUCAUUAGCGUGUGCUACGGGCUGAUGGUGCGGCGUCUGCACAGCGUGCGCCUUCUCUCUGGCUCCCGGGAGAAGGACCGCUACCUGCGCCGGAUCACGCGCAUGGUCCUGGCCGUGGUGCUGGCCUUCGUGGUGUGCUGGGCGCCGGUGCAAGUGCUGGCCCUGGUCCAGGCGCUGGGCAGCGUGGACCUGGGCGGCAGCGAGGCCCGCAUGGUGGCCAUGCACUUCUGCAUCGCGCUAGGCUACGCUAACAGCAGCCUCAAUCCCCUCCUCUACGCCUUCCUGGACGAAAACUUCAAGCGGUGCUUCCGCGCCUCCUGCCCGCACCGCGGCCUGGGGGGCGGCACGGACGCGUCAGGGAGGAAGUCGUCGAGGAGGAGCAAGUGGUUCGGUGGGGAGGAACACGAAAACGGCAUCGCGCAUGGAGAGAUGGAAAUGGCUGAGGGAAAUCAUAGGCAGUAGUGAGAAUAGGCCUUGAAGAGCAGCACUUCACAGUCAUCAGGGCAGUGGUAGACUAGCGGUGUGGCUAAGGAGCUGAGCUAGAAAAGUUGUGCUCCAUUACCGACUGCCACCGAUGUGCCCUUGAGCAAGGCACUUAACCCUGAGCUGCUCUGCUCUGGGGAAAAUGACGUGUAGAAUUGUGAGUUGCUUCCCCAGCUGUGGCGCACCUGGCUGGGGCACCUGCACUGUACGCCGGCGGCGACCCGGGUUUGAUUCCCGCCCUGUGGUCCUUUCCGGAUCC